Clonostachys rhizophaga is the source of this 1926-nucleotide messenger RNA. Lineage: Eukaryota; Fungi; Ascomycota; Sordariomycetes; Hypocreales; Bionectriaceae. The record is from the annotation of a GenBank genome assembly.
AUGAGAAGAAGCAACCGCUUAGCACAAGCCAGACUGGCCGCUUCAGUAGAAACACCAUGGCUAUUCACGAAACCAUCGCCCAAAGCGCUCCAGGUGUUUUCGACGCCCGAGCUAUUUAACAUGAUCCUUUUGGCUGUUGACGACAUGCCAACUCUCAUCGCCUCGGUUCCGCUCGUUUGUCGAUCCUGGAAGCAGCAUGUAGACAGUUCUCUGGAGCUCAACCGCGCGCUAUUCUUCGUAUCUGAUCGCGAAACUACCAUGUCUGAUGAAGACGCUGCUUCCCAUUUUCGCGUCAAUCCAUUGUUGUGCGAACAUUUUGGGCCGCUGGUUGAGUCGCCCGCUACCUUUGACCUUGGCCCUCCGGGAUUUCAAAGUCCAAUGGACAAAUUCGAUUACAUUCUUCGAGAUGCGGUCAAUAUUCAUCACAUUCAGAUGCUGCGGCUCAGUAUUGCCGGCCGCGAUACGAAGGGACUCAAAGAACGCUUCGCUCACAAAGACGCGAGCUGGCGUCGCAUGCUGAUCUCUCAGCCGCCUGCCAGGAAAAUUGGUUACAGAUGCAGCCCAGGCAAUUUGCCCGAAACGGACGGUAUGGAGAGAUUUAUUGUACCAGAAGGUUUGCGGAUGGGCCAGCUUUGGGAUUCGAUAUACCACACUUUGUGGACCCCAUGUCAAGGCAAGGUCAUAAAACGAAGCAUCCAGAUGUCCUACCGGCUCGGCAGUCACGAUAACCCUAUUUGGUCGAGAACAGCACCUCGGUGGAGGAGGGGGCUUCUAGUGGACGUUGAGUUCGUUUUCAGUGUGAUACAAACCCACCUCUCCCCGGGAGGAAAGGGUGACGAGGAGUUGAAAAAGUGGGAUGAGCGACAGGCGAGCACUGCGCCAACUUAUCGUAGUGGCGGCUAUGAUGAAAGCAACAUUCUGGCAUCUAUUGGUGAAGAUAGGGUUAGUUUUAGGGACUGGUAUGAGUGGAGGAGAGUGAAUGGAACGAAGACAAUUUUGGUGGGAUGGAUAAUGUACACCACCCAGAUAUGGAUGAUCAAGGCGUCCAUAUGCACAUUUUACUUGCGCCUUACGGCCGGCCUUGAAGGGUACAAAAUUCGGAUACUCAUUGGACUUGGCAUAAUCGUUGCGUCUUACAUCGCCGCCAUAUUCAUCAUCUUGUUCACUUGCAUGCCCUUUGAGAAACACUGGCAAAUCUACCCGGACCCAGGGAAUUUAUGUAUGCCUGCUGUUAAUAGAGUCGUCAUCUAUACGUGCCUUGCUCUCAAUAUUUUCAGCGACCUCUAUCUUUUCUUGAUUCCCGUGCCAAUGUUCUGGGCAGCAAAGCUCCCGCCAGCCAAGAAAUGGGGUCUGACAGUUUUGUUUUCCGGCGGCAUUAUUAUCAUUGUCUUUGGUGUUCUCCGAUGUGUAUCCAUCUUAAAGGAUGACUCCGAGGGACCAAGAGAAGGGACCAAUUGGGCUUUGAGGGAAUCAUUCGUUGCGGUUGCAGUUACCAACUUGCCCAUGACCUGGGGCUGGCUCAAAGUCCAGCUUCGUCCAUUCCUGGGAUCUUUCCUGUCGACACCUCGGACCAAAGCAACCGGCUAUAGAAGGACUGGCAAUGGGGGAGGAAGCGUGAAGCUGGAUGACAUGUCAGCCUCUGGGAGGUGGCGGGAUCAACAGAAGCAAAAGGACAAGUCGCUCUCCUCGAGCCAGCAAAAUAUAACCCCUGGAGGACUCACAUUUCUAUUUGAGACGGACAGCAACGAAGAGGACAGUAUAAGACCGAUGAGUCAUGGAUCCCGUGGCAUUGUGAUGCAGGUUGAGUUGAAAGUGUCUUCAGAGAGGAAGCCGCAGAUUGAAGGCGAUAUCAAAGUGAGCGAGACACCGCCAGUGCCUGACAGUUUUUCGCCACCCGACGACCCUGAUUUUGUGAAACUAAAAUGA